GCUCCUCCUCCUCUCUGGUUUGCCACCCCACCCUCCCCUACCACUCUUCUGUUCCGAACAAUUUAAACUAAAUUAAAUUUCCACCAUGGGUCGCCGUCCUGCUCGCUGUUAUCGCUACCAAAAGAACAAGCCGUACAUCAAGUCUCGGUACUGCCGUGGUGUGCCAGAAUCGAAGAUCAAGAUCUUCGACGUCGGUGCCAAGAAGGCCCCCGUCGAUCUCUUCCCCUUCGUGGCCCACCUCGUCUGCGACGAAAAGCAGCAGAUCUCGUCCGAGGCCCUCGAGGCCUGCCGUGUUGCCAUCAACAAGCACUUGGUCAAGACCAUUGGAAAGGAAGGAUACCACAUCCGCAUGCGCGCCCACCCCUUCCACGUCCUCCGUGCCAACAAGAUGCUUUCGUGCGCCGGUGCCGAUCGUCUGUCCUCCGGUAUGAGGCACUCGUACGGAAAGCCCAUCGGCGUCGCCGCCCGUGUCGACAUCGGUCAGAUCCUCCUCAGCGUCCGCUCCAAGGACGCCAGUGAGGCCCACGUCAUCGAGGCCAUCCGCCGGGGAAAAUUCAAGUUUGCCGGACGCCAAAAGAUCCUCAAGUCCGCCAAGUGGGGCUUCACCAAGUACCCCCGCGAAGAAUACGUCGAGAAGCGCCGAAGCGGAGAGCUCUCGUGCGACGGAAACAUCGUCAAGGUCCACAACCGACGCGGUCUCCUGGUCAACUCUGCCCUUUACCAGGCCGGACAGGAGUAGGCAGCCGAGCCUAGCCUGCGCACCAACACCGAUCGUGGCAACGGAACGGAGCCGCGUACUGCGUCUUGUGUGGCCCGUUGGGUUGUUCUAGAUUGUGUACCACCCCAUACAAAAAAAGAAUUAUUAUACACCGAAACGGACGCUGUUUUCUCCCUAGCCAUUGCUAUUAGUAGUAGUAUUCUAGACGAUCGUUGGAUGGUUGAGCACUAUUCGUUGUGUCUUGCAGAGACUUGUGGCGAUUGCCAAUUGCACCUACGAAAACCGCAAGAGUAGCAGUACAGACCAAGCAUACACCGAUACCUCUGCAGCAGAUUCGUCCGUUUGAACUACUAGCAGUAUGCAGAACAGAAAAGGAAGGCAUUGCAUGACCACCAGCCCACCUUCUGAGAGAGGUCACCAGUACUAGUAGUACUAGCCACCCACAGUUCACAAUCUAGUUCUACUACUACUACUACUACUACUAGUCUCUCAAUAGUAUGUACCAGCAGCAGAUUUGCAACAAUCUAAAUCAAAAGAAUGCUGUUGGCUGUGAGUAGUAGUACUACUACUAGUAGUACUAACAGCAGUACUAGCAACGUGGCAGCAGACUUAUUGCAACAACAACAAUCUGAAUGGAAAUGUUGUUACUAACAGUAGCAGUACCAAGAAACAUCUGCAGCAACAGCAGGAGGUUCCAGUGAGCAGAUGUUGGCUGCUUGUCCUCCUUCUUCUUGCUCCUGCUGAUAAGAGAAGAAAUCCACCACGUGGUCAGCAUACUUCUAGUACUAGUAGUACUAGAAUUAGUACUGCAGCUUCUUGCUUGUCCUCAUUACUAGCACCAUCUGCAUUCCCACAGUCGGAUUCUGCUGCUGGCAGUGACAAAAAUGACAGAAGAAAGUUGAAGCCCCCAAGUGUCCCUUCUUGGGAUUUUUGGGGUCAGCAACAAGAAGUUUAUUAGUACUGCCUACUAGUACUACUAAUAGAUUCUUUUACUAUUGAGUCAGCACUGGUAGUAGCAACCACAAGAAGCAAUAGAAGAGAGAAGAGGAAGAGUAAGACCAAGCAGGCAGCAGUGCCAAAAACAAUAUUCUGGGAGGAACAAGAACAGCAACAAAGGAGACAUAAGGAUACUAAUCAACAAGCACUAUAUUUUUUGUGGUACAACCAUCAUCUGUGCUGCAACAACUAGUACCACUACAACCAUUUGGUGGUCACUUUUCUCCACUUCCUGCUGUUCGUACUAAUGCAGCUCUGAGUUCAGCAUCUUGUCUGCUGGUAUCAUUGUCUUUGGUUGUGCAACACCUUGUUCUGCAAGAGAAAGAGGAGGCAAAGAACAGGAGUACUAAUAAAGGAGAACAAGAAAAAUCAUACAAGGAAAAAGUUUGUUGUUCUCAUAUUGUCAUCCACAGUACCAUUGCAACAACCUAGUAUAACAACAAACCCCUAUUGCAACUGGGUCACAUGCCCUGUUACAACCCAAUUUUUACAGUCAAAAAGAUGGUGAGCUUCUGUUGCGCAAGCAAUAACCUACUACCCAUUUUUACAAUUAUUUUUCAAGCAUAUGAUUUCAAUCACAACAAAUUUUAUCAAUGUGGUAAUGUUUUCACACCACGCAAUCAGUGCUCCAUUUUUUGGGCCAGCACAUUGCAACCCCUCCAAACUUUGAUUGAACUAUUCAGACACCACUCAUUAUUUUUUAGUAUGCUGAUUCACCACCAGGACAUUUCCACUGUGUACAUUCCUUGUUGUCUUGCAACCUCUUUCACUUGAUUUCCAACCACCAUAUACUAAUAUUCUUUGUUGCUAGUAUGAUUGAUUUCUAUUCUCAAAAAGGAAGCACAAAUCAUGAGAGCAGUCCUAAGAAAAUAAAGGCUAGUAGUAGUAGCUAUUGAAGAAACUGGUCUGUUUUGGAUUCACAGAUGUCAGUACACAUGUCAAAAAAUAAUAAAACUCUGGGUUGGUGUCUGCAUUUCCAUACCACCUGUAAGCUGGGUUUAAAAAUAUCCCUUCUAGUACUAGUAUGCUCAGAUUGAUAGGAGCAGAUGACACUUGACACCAGACCUGUUUGAUAGCUUUUCCUGUCUUCACAUACCCUAUCUUCAUGUACCAAUCCAAUUUCUUCUUGCCAAACUUUGCUUUAUGUGCCGCAAUGUUCUCAGAACCUUCUGCAGAACUCUUUCUUCCAAGUAUUGGACAAACUCCUUGUUCGUCUGAAAAUUUUUGGUUCUUUUCCUCACUGAUUUUUCCUAAUUUCUCAGAUAUACUCUUGUAGUCAAUAUCCCAGGAAUUGCAUGAUCACACAGCACCAUACUAGUAGUACUUUUGCUGACAACACCCGUGGCCAGUGUCUCACUAGUAGUAGUACUCAUUCUGUUCCCAUCAUUCUUUACCUUCUUGUCCUUAUCUUUAACUUUCCAAAAGGUUUGCUUCUUUGACCAUCUAAAAUUGCUUAAACCAUCUCAGCUAAUUGUUGCUAACACCAUUUGCAUUUAUUGCUUCAUGAUUAUGGCCUUUCUUCUUAGUGGGGUUACUUCUGGUGGUAUCACGUUGAGUUAAGGUUAGACGAGGAGGGUGGUGAAUCUUGAAUUCAUCGAAAUAUCCGAGACUUGAAUACGAUACGUAGGCACGGGUAGUACAUACCGUGCCUCCAGCCGAAAAAAAUGGAAUGAGCGAGAUUUGGCUUUUAAUCAUUGAUCAUUGGGCCAGUAUUUGGUAGUACCAGGUACUGUAUUUUCAAAUACGUCGGCGAUGAAAUAGAAUAACAUCGCCGUUUCAAUGUUGUAUCUGCAGUAUCAUCAAAAGAUUGAUAAAAGAUAAUGCUUCAGUUUUACUUAACGCAAUGAAAGCGGGGAUGAAGAGGCGAACCACAAAAAGAAAGGACGUUAAAAAGUACUUCUAUUAAUCAAGGUUGAUGAUGUGUAAACCUUCCUUUGUGCAAUAUUUUUGUCUAGUUGUAGUACUAACCAGCGGGCGAGAACCGCAAAAAAAGAAAGGACGUUAAAAAGUACUUCUAUUAGUCUGGGUUGAUGAUGUGUAAACCUUCCUCUGUGCAAUAUUUUUGUAUCGUCAUAGUACUAAAAACAAAAGAUGGUAAGAAAAGUAAAGUCAAGACCCAUAAGAAAAUUUCUAUCGCACGUUACGUUUCUCAUACCGAGACUACCUCAGGAGUAACAGUUACAUCCAAUCGUACCGUAGAAUGUGAGAAAAAUAAGAUUAAAAACUCAAUCGAUCAGGGAAUAAAGUGACCGAAGAGUGGAUGAGAUUGCUGUACCUCGUAUUUAGGAGACAUGCCGCACGUGGUUUUUCUUCACUUGAUACAAGUUUGUUUGCCUCUAAAGUCACGAGGUGUACUUGUCAUGCGUUGAUGUGGCAGCCAUGGAGUUCGAAUGACAAGUCUUUAAAUCAACCAAGACGAGGCAGAUACAUUCUGUCUAAAAAUCGUUCACUAAAAUCUUUAGAAAGUGUUCCUAUUUAUUUGUUAGCGUUCGAUUUAUAUGAGCUUCCGUUUCCGAUUAGAUCGGGCCUACUCCUCGAUGCGUAAUUAUACAUACUUCUAUUUUGUUCUACGUAUUGUUUCUCGUUCUUGUUUCUUGUUCAUCCUAUUUCUUGUCAUUCCCUAAUAUCCAUCUAUGCCACCCGUGCAUUUGGAUGAAUAAGAAGACGACGAGGAACAGGUCGAUGCGCAAUCCAUGUCAGGAACUGGCACUGGAACCUUCUCAAAGAAUGAUCGAUCGACCGGGGUCGUUACGAAUUCGAAGAGUGGUGUAGAAAACGUACCGAUGCGAGAAAUUUUGGGCUGCAGCUGAUUCAGGAAGGUGUACGACGGCGUGUUGUGGAUGAGAUUGUCGCCACUUGUCUGAAUUUGGGGUUUUUCCCUUCCGUUAUGCUGAGUUUCUCGCUGGUGUUGAUGUUGUGAAUCGUCGGCAACUAAUCUUUUCUGGAUGCCAUGGAUAGCCAUAGACGAUUCCAAUAUUGGCAUGGGCACCGGCAGCAUUUCGCGUCGUAGAAACUCGAGCUGCUGGUCCUCGAUGCGCUUCAUUCGCUUCUUUUCCGCCUUCUCCUUGUUGGCGAGUCUACGCUUGGCGACCUUGUUUUUGGAACUGGACUUGUAGCGAUCGUGGAGGCAGUCUCGAAAGCACGACGUAAUCUUUUCUCUCGCGAUGCUCUCCGUGGUUUUUGAGUAACCGGUUCCGUUGUACCGGACAAACGGUGGGGCGGACCCUUCCUGGCGACACAAUUCUUCGAUAGCAAAGUAAAUAUCCGUGACAAUGCUUGAUUUUACCAUUUUGGAUUUUGCGUUGACAUAAUCUUGGACCUUAUCUUGAACCAGAGACCGGAGCUUACGGUUUCCGGGAGCCUUCUUGGGGACUCUUCCCUUUCCAAUGACGACGGUGCUCGAGGUAGGUAUAAUGUCGGAGGAUUCCAUUUGCAUCGAAAGCUGUGAGAGAGGAACAGGGAUUACUUCGUUGUGGAUAAGGCUUUCUUGAUGGAAGAAUGAGUUGGGAUAGCGCAUCAGAGACGAGCUACUUGAGAUUGUGGGGAAGGUUGCAUUUGCAAAGUCGUUCAUUAUGCUAGUUGAUUUGAUCUUCUAUGGUUUGUAUUACCAGUGGGGUAUGAUUGAUUUGAUUGAAACAGAAGGGUCGCUUUGCUGUUGAUCUUGUGUAAAUUUGUGUGCUUUACUUUUUCUACGACUUCAAAUUGUAACACACGCCCUUGAAUUCCUGGACUUCUGGUAUUUGUAAGGCCUAAUUGAUAAUCUUCGCAGAAAGUUGCACUUUCGUUUGUUUUUGUUUGGCAAGAUUCGGGCUGUCAAAUUUCAUACUGAGAACGUUGAUGACAAGAUUAUUCGGAGAACCAAACGCUUUCUGCGUCAACAGUUUACAGGAAAGGGGUAGAGAAAUAUAAUAUAUUUUAAUCU
Pseudo-nitzschia multistriata is the source of this 5636-nucleotide messenger RNA. Lineage: Eukaryota; Bacillariophyta; Bacillariophyceae; Bacillariales; Bacillariaceae. The record is from the annotation of a GenBank genome assembly.